UGGGGGGUGGCGGCCAGGACCAAUUAAUACCUCUGAGACACGCCCCUUUGCCUCCUGGGAUCUCUUCCUCCUCUCCCUAUAUAUUACACACGCGCGCGCAACACAAAAAACCUGUGCUGUUUUUUUUAAUGGUGGGGGGGUACUGUAUUUUCCUCUCGCCAUCCGGAGUUUAGCAGUAGAAAAGGUGGUUCAUUCCAGAUUUGCGCGCGCGCGCGCGUGUGGCAUCUAAGUGGAGGGAGAUCCCCGUCUGAAUGAAACAUUUAUUUUUAUUUUUUUAAGAAAUCUAAACAGCAGGGAUUUAAACAUGAGGUGUUUUUUUUUUAUGAUGCUUUUCAGAAAUUUCCUCGUUUUCGUCCUGGGGCUUUUCCUGAAGUUCAGCGGCAGGGAUUGCUGAGACUUGGGGCAUAGCUUUGGAAAUGUCAUUCAAACGGGAGCCUUGUGAGUCUUUCUGGAAAUCAUAGCAACUCAACGGUAUCUGAAGAUAUUCCACACUCUUCCCUUUUUUCUUUUUCUCCCCCCACCCCACUUUUUGGGGGGGAAUCAUCAAAGAAACUACUGCGUUUCAUUUUUGUAGAGGACCUGCGACUGUUUGGAUUUAUUUAUUUAUUUUCCCUGCAAGGAAACUUGACAGAAAAGUAGAUUUAUUUCAAAUGCAUUUCAACACAGAGGAUGGAACGCCUCUGCAAAUACGCUUCAUAAUAAAUAUUACAUGUGGAAUACAGUACUGGCUGCAUUUUAAAUCCGGUUUCCACCGUGCAUCGCAAACUGAGGAGGGAAACACUGGGAAGGCGGAAAUACCUUCGAGACCCUGAGGACUCUCCCAUACCUCAACCAAUGGAACUGCAUAGAAUAAAACAACUGGAUUAUAUAUAAACACUGGCACUUACUAUUACUGGCUGCUUUCUUUUGGGGGGGCGGGAGGGGGGACACUCCAUCCGCUUCUGCAUAUAUUUUCCCCCACCUUUCCCCUACUCCUUGCUAUAGAUGAUGGCUCAGACUGGGAUAAGAGGUUACGACACAAGAGAGAUAGUGCAGACGUACAUCCAUUACAAGCUGUCGCAGAAAGGAUAUGACUGGGUUGCCAGUGAAGACAGAGAAGACCUUCCUCCUCCUCCAGAUCCUGCUCCUGCAGAGACGUUCCCUAACCUUGCUAGGCUGGCAUCUCAUCCUUCCGAGCUGCCUGUAAGUAACGUCGCCCCGGCUGGCGGACCGCACCCUGUGCCACAGGUUGUCCACGCAACUUUACGUCAAGCCGGGGAUGAGUUUUCGCGGCGUUACAGGAGGGACUUUGCUCAGAUGUCUGGACAGCUGCACUUGACCCCGGUCACUGCCAGAGCUCGCUUUGCGGCAGUUGUCGAAGAGCUCUUCCGAGACGGGGUGAACUGGGGGAGGAUUGUGGCGUUCUUUGAGUUCGGUGGCAUGAUGUGCGUGGAGAGCGUCAGCCGGGAGAUGUCGCCCCUUGUGGACAAUAUCACAGUGUGGAUGACUGACUACCUGAACAGGCACCUGGACAACUGGAUCCAAGACAAUGGAGGCUGGGAUGCUUUUGUGGAGCUCUACAGCAACAACAUGAGGCCUUUGUUCGAUUUCUCGUGGCUGUCUCUGAAGACAAUCCUGAGUCUGGCUGUUGUGGGUGCCUGCAUCACCCUUGGAGCUUAUCUGGGGCAUAAGUGACUUCAACCAACUUGUGGCGAACUGAUGAAAAAGUCUCUUUUUUUUAAUUGAAAAGAGAGGAUCAGAAAGCAUGAGAGCUUUUUUUGUUUUGUUUUUCCUGUAGCAUAAUGCUAUUAUUUUAUGAGCCAAGUAUCUUUCUGUCUAAAUAUUAAAUCAGCUAUUACUGCCAAAGGGAAUAUUCAUUUAUUUUUUACAGUGCAGGAGAAGAGUUAUUUAUUGAAGAUAUUUUACAUUUAACCUGCUAUUUUCCUGAAAUUCUGCAAGUUAUACCCACAUGCAUCUUUAUAACGGAAGUUUAAGGACACUCCAAAGAUCUUCAGCUUUCUUGCAAAAUGCCGCUCGACAAGACUAUUUUUAUCACAUUGGACUAUAGGGCACAAGAGACCGAGGUGUUUUAUCUGCAGGAAAGACAGUAAAUGGGCUACUUGCAGAGGUGUAAAUUUGCAGUUUAUUGCUCUGCCCACUGAAGGAGGAAGUAAAUCGCAGCAUGGAUGAGAUGGGAGCAAUUUCAAGCCAGUAACGCCUUUGGGAUAUAGCAAUUUGACAUGGUACCUAUCCAGAGCGAGAAACGACGCGAGGUUCAGGCCAGUAAUAAAGCCCAUGUAGCUCGUCAGCUCAGGCCCAAAGCUGACGUCUGGGAAUACGAUUUCAUCCCAACUUGUGAAGCAUCCUGAUAUGUACUGUUUUGUGCCACUCAACACCACCAUAGGUCAUCGUUGGGAGGAUACCAUUUGUGCAUCCUCAAAGCAACGAUUUGAAACGAAAUAACUUUGGAACUGCAGAACAAAUAUUCUGUUUAUAGAGUAUAUUCUUCAAUCCUCACUUUACCACACGGCCAUCAGGAAACCGUAAGUGCCUGCCACCUGCCUUGCAGGACCUGGAGCCUGGAUGUUCUGGCUCGCAUCCCCACUGGAGCGAGAGUUUACUCACAGCUGAUCCUACUUUUACUCUCUGAUUUCUUCUUUGCCGGGGAGGGUGGGUGGUGGUCUUAAAAGCAAUCCACGUUGGUUGCUGAAUAAUACAUCUCGAAGCCAAGAGAGGCCCAAGAAUUGAAAUCAGGUGACAAGAGAUUAGCUCGGAUCCACCAUCUUUAUCAAAACGGACCACCCCACCCCCCCAAGUUAAGUUCUUUGCAUUUUUUUUUCCUAAGUGGAGCUUUAUUCCCCUCAAUAGUAUUGCGUCCUGGUUAUUUCUUUUAAGACGGUCUUCAAAAGGAUCAAGAAUGCAUCCAUUGCCUCCAUCUGCAGAGGCUCACAGACAUCAUCCCGUUCCCUAAGGUGCCUAUUGCCUUUUGUAUGGAAACCUGGGGAGGAAGAGGGGAGGGAGGGGGGAAUCCUUGUUUAAAAUCCUUUUCAGUAAGAUGAAAGCAGAGUACUUAAUAACACCACUUUUCUGAGAGUACCUUAUUUUGUUUUAAAAAAUUCUAAACACAUAGCAUGAGAUUGAUCACUAGGAGCACGGCUGUCAUCGUGGUUGAGCAUCGCUGAGAGCCUUCCAUGGCCCACUCCUGACCACCAGACCCCCCAGGCCCUAUACCUGGCUGUUGCUGCGAGCUCACCUGUCCUCCCAGGUGUGCAGACAGCAGAAAAAGAAGCACCAUUCGCUUCCCUUUGCCUUCUCCUUCUGGGCAGGUGUGUGGAUUGUAUCUAGAGGAAAAGGGCAAUUGAAUGGGCAGUGGUGACAGCAGCAAGGAGGUGGGCUUCUCCAAAGAUGUGGGUCCCUUGAGAGCUUCUUGGUGUACUGCAGCUUUGUAAAUAACAGAAGUUACUAGCCUGCAAAAAAGAAGAAGCAUUAGCUUACUAAGGGCCUAGUAGCCCAUUCUUCCAUGCUGGCUGCAGAGGGAGGGUCAUAUGCUACUAGCCAGUCAGCAAGCUAGUAAAAUGAAUGGCCUUCUCCCAAGCCUACCAUUGAUGGAGUGAGCUGUCCUUUUUCUGCCAGGCCACUGACUUGCUUGUAAGCAAUUCCUGGUCACCUACACUGACCAGGCGAGCUGUUAUGAGGCUGGUGUUGCAGAAUCUUCAUUGCUGAAGGUAUUUAAGAGCAAGUUACAGCUGAAUGGGGUUGGGUUGCCUGAGGUGGACUCAACCCCUAAAGUCAAAGAACUGGCAGGGUGGUCUCUUCCUCAGUGCUUCCAAGAGGGUGCUUACAGUGGGUUCAGUGCUUCUCAAACAUGUCUGUAUUCACCCCCACCUAGAGAGAGAGAGAGAGAGAGAGAGAGAGAUUUAUCCCUUCUGAGGAAAGUCCAAUAAGAGGGGGAUAAACUUGUUGGUAAUGACAUGUUUGUGAUAUCUCAAUAACCUUUUAGCAAAUUAAGCUCCCGCUUAGAAGCACCUCUGGUCAUGUAUUCAAAUAUAUUUACCACUUUAACAAAGGCAACUCUAGAUUGGAUGCUUUGCCGUAAUGGCCAGUUGUUGAUAUCAGUGUAAUACAUUAAGUGGGGAAAAGGCCAAGGGGUCAAAAGAAACUCAUACACACAACAGAUGCUUUCCUGCAUGCUCAGGACAGUUUUUGUCUCCAGCAUCAGCCCUUAUUACAGCAUAGGGCUGGAUCUACAUUGAUCUGAUAAACGUUACUAAAUAUAACGUUAUGUAACAUUCAGUGCUGUUUUCCAUUGCCAGUGGUUCACUGCUCUGCAGCACCCUCUGGUGCCACAUUUUAAUAACACAUUCUUAACAUUAUAAACCACGAGUGUAGAUCUGCCCUCGGAUUCUGCACAGGGUGGGGGGUGGGGGGUGAUGCCCCACCAGCCCUCAUGAGCAGUUUUGUGAUGUUGCAGUGGGGAGCCAGAAAUAUCUCAGCAUAUACAAAAAGCCAACUCUCCAUUAGUUCUUUGGAUCCAGCCAAUGAGUUUUGGGCCAUAUUAAUGCAAGGGCUUUUUAUUUUUAUUUUAUUUAAACAAUACAUGCCCCAAAGGAACAAAAUCUAAAUUAGAUGUGGUGGACAUGUUUGACUUCUGUAAAUUUCCAUCUUUAAAAAAAAUCCUCACCCUUUUAUUUUAUUUUUAUGUUUAUAAAACUGUACAGAAAUUGAUUUUAUACAUUAAUAUGCAUCCAAUAAUAAAUAUCUGGACUGAAGUACAGUUGCUUUAACACUUAAGAUGGCAUAGGUAGAUAAAUAAAUAAAUAAAGCAAAAGAAAGAAAGAAAGAAAGAAAGAAAGAAAGAAAGAAAGAAAGCUGAAGAAGGCUUAUCAGAUCUGAGUGAAAUAUCUUAAUUUUGUGGCAUUAUAUACAAAAAAAAUAUCUAGGGAAUGUAAUAUUUUCAUUGCUUAAGGCUGUAGUUUAUAUCAUGUCUUCAAAGCUGCUUUUUAAAAAAUGGGCAGAAUCCACCAAGGAGCUACUCUUGUUGAGCUCCCAGUCAUUAAAAUGGAGCAUGUGCAAGAAAAGUUCCUUGGGGAGUGUGCCCAGUGUGUUAAUGCAUCUCAGCAUCGCUGUAGCUACUCUACAGUUAUGGCACUUGUACCCGUCAUUUCAGGAGCGACAGUGAACUAAGCUUUUACGCUUCACGGCGGAAAUAAAUGUAUAAAGGCA
Molecule: messenger RNA, 5202 nt
Organism: Podarcis raffonei (Aeolian wall lizard)
Lineage: Eukaryota; Metazoa; Chordata; Lepidosauria; Squamata; Lacertidae
Gene: BCL2
Product: BCL2 apoptosis regulator
Exons: 3
Coding region: 985-1674 (229 amino acids)
Biological process (GO): extrinsic apoptotic signaling pathway in absence of ligand; negative regulation of intrinsic apoptotic signaling pathway; intrinsic apoptotic signaling pathway in response to DNA damage
Cellular component (GO): mitochondrial outer membrane
Molecular function (GO): protein heterodimerization activity; protein homodimerization activity
Source: RefSeq, a predicted model, not a curated record